UCCCGGUCGGAGGGUCGGCAGCGCAGUGCCACGCGGACCGAGAGUGGAGGAGGACGUCGUUUUUUAGCUCCGUCGUCGCUCGUGUAUACUGUGGUCGCUUUGUCGUACUUUGAUCGUCAUGCGUUGGCUUCUGGUGGUGGCGUUGGUGUCCGUGGCGGCGUCGGGAGCGCUGGGGAGGCCGUCCUUGUCCUUCCCCGAGCCCCGCGGGAGGAGGUCGCUCGUGUCCUCGUACUUGGGGAAGCACGCGGACAAGGUGCCUGCUGUGUCACCCUCCAGCAUCGAGGAGGAGGAGGAGGGAAGUGGAGCUGUCGAUCCCCAAACCGCAGUGACGUCUGUGGUCGAGGAGAGUCUGGUCGCCCCGGCUAGCAUUGCAGAAGAGGAGGACGACGGCGACGACCCAGGCAGUGACAGCCAAGAGGACGACUCGGACGACAGCGACAAGGAAAGUCUGCUUGUGACGCGUGACGCUCAAGGAGGAGCUGCCACGGGGGAGGACGAGGACGACCACGCGCCCUCCGUGGGAACACACACGGACGCAGCAGAACCCGAGGCCCAGCCAGAACCGAAGACUGAGCCAGAACCUGAAGCGAAGUCAGAACCCGAACCAGAACCUGAGGCUGAAGCAGAACCUGAAGCCUCGCCCGAACCCGAACCUGAAGCCACAUCCGAACCUGAACCCGAGCCAAAAUCGGAGGUUCAGCUGGAACCCGAACCUGAAGCGGAACCAAAAGCUGCACCGGAGCCUGAACCCGAAAUUGCACCGGAACCAGAGCCAAAGACAGAGGCCGAAGAAAAUGCCCAAAUCAAGAAAGGCGGUGCGAAGGCGACCAAAUCAGAAUCCGCGGCAGCUCAACCUAAAUCAAUGUCUUCUCACAGAAUGGCCGUAAAUGCCAAGUCUGAAGCGGAAUCUGAAACUAAGUUGGAACUUCAGGAUGUGGCUAAACCGGAUCCUGAGACCAAGGAAGAGACAGAUGCUAAGGAUGAAACUGAAGCUGAUAAGACCAUGUUAGAAACUGAGACAGAAACAGACUCAGAGGAGACUCAAGAAACGGAGUCUACUCCAGACACCGCGACAGAAUCAGAACCCAAAGGCCAGCAAAAAACGGAAAAGAAAGCAACGGGAGAAAAUUCCAAAAUCACGUCGGAAGAAGACGAUUCUCUGCCCAACAUGGAUAACGAGUCAGAGGACAAAUCCAAAGUUUUGAAAGAACGAAACGCAGAACUCAAGACCGGUGGAGAUAACGAAGAAGAAUCAGACGCACCUGAUAUGCUCACGGAUGGGAAAGCAAGGAUGGAAACCUUUGGAGACAAUGACAUAGAAACGGCCAACAUGCAGGCAAUUCUCGAAAUGGAAAAGCAAUUCAAUGAGACAGAAGAGAGUGAAGAACAACAAGAGGAAGAACCACGAGCAACAGGUACACCUCCGAGCGUAAUCUCUGGUGAUGUAAUGGACAACAUCUACUUAAGAACUGCUGACUCAAGUGAAGAGGAGAGUGAUGGUGGUGAUAGCGAGGAGGCAGGCAGUGGAGAAAACAAAGAAGCGAUGGAUGACGACAAAGCCAUGGAUGAUGAGAAGGAUGACAACAAUGUCAUGGAAAGUGAAAAGGAAAAAGGAGAAGACGAAUCGAAGACACAAGAAAACAAUAUGGGGAAAGCAAUGCAUGCGGCGGACGAUACACCCAAAUCUGACAUGACAAACGAAAAAGAGGAAAAGGCCAACUCAGAGGAAGGAGAAGAAGAGGAGGAGGAGAGUACUGACUCCCUUGCUCAUUCUGAAGAUGAGGUACAUAAAGAAGAAAAUGUCGAGCAUAUGGAAGUAAGAGUGGGCACGAAUGUGGUGGUUGAUGAUAAAGAAUCUCCCGAAUCAGAGAUGGAAAACAAAGAGGCAGACAAUAAUGGGAUUGUCAAGACAGAACACUCUCCUAUCCACUCUCCAACUAAUCUAAUCCACUCAGAAGUGGAUCUGGAAGCCACGCGUGAAAACGAGAAGGUGAGUGAUCCCAAAGAGGAAGAUGGACAGAAAAUAGAACGAGAAAGCAACAAGCAAGAAUCAACAGUCAAGACGGAGGCCCACAGUCCUAUCCACUCUCCAACUAACUUGAUCCAUUCUGAGGUAGACCUCGAAGCCACCCUCAAGAAUGAGAAGAGUGUUUCAAAGGAAGACGGAGGAAAAGUGGAAGAGGAAGAAGGACCUACAACAGAACCAGAACACGUAAAAGAGGCAGAAGCUCCCAUGGAAUCAGAGUCAAAAACAGAAGAGCCAGAACAGAACACAGAAUCUAUGGAGCAAGUAGAGGAAUUCGCAGAACAAGAUAAGCGGUCUGAGGUUGAGUCACAGGCCCCCACAGACGCAGAAACUGAAGUACAUGAUAUUCCUAAAAUGAGCAAAGAUAAAAUGACUGCUGAUAAUAGCGUUACGGACGAGUCUCCUAAAGCAAAGUCCAUGUCCAGUGGAGGAGCCAGCAAUAGAGUAAUGGACGAUAGUGAGAUGGCUGAACCUGAGCCUAAAGCAGAGGUUGAACCAGAACCUGAACCUGAAGUUAGGGCAGAGGCCGAACCUGAGCCAAAAGCUGAGGUUGAACCUGAACCUGAACCUGAAGCAGAAGCUGAACCUGUACCAAAAACAGAGGCAGAGCCUGAACCCAUGGCUGAGACUAAACCCAAAAUGAGUCCAAAGUCCAAAAACCAGGAGGGCAAAAUUGACGUAAAAGCAGAAAGGAAACCCGAGGCAGAAUCCAAAGCAGAGACCGUUCCUGAACCCGAAGCGGAAUCCGAACCACAUGCCGAGCCAGAAACGGAAGCCCCCAAAGCCACAGCAGAAGAUGCAUCUUCAGCUCACAAGGACGAACAAACAGCCACAGAACACGAAAUGAAUGAAGAGACUCUACUCACGGCAAAGGAGACUCAGGCUGAAAAGCAGGAAAAGCCAGGAGUAGAAGACUCACCUGAGAGUGAAACGAAGGACAAGAAGACUCCUCCAGCAUCAGCAGAUGUCAACUCGCCCGAAGGACUUGGGGAACAGGAAUCACAGGAAAUGCUGACCCUGAGAGACUUGGUCCUCACGACGAUGUCCGGCCUUCCGAAUGACCCAAGGAGACCUAGAGUCACCACAGCAAAGCCACCAAAAGAGGUCAAAGUUCUUAAAGAAAAACCAACAAGUACCACGGUCUCUCCCAUUGCCGUCAAAGUCAACAGUAUGCAGUCCCACGAUGCAGAUCCCAAAGGUGAUGGUAAAGAAUAAAAUGGUUUAAUAAAAAUCUCCAAAUUAUCUAUAUGAUAAGGCUUAUCACAGAUAGAUUAUGCUGCAAUUUCAAGGGGUUCUCUUCCUCCCUAUGCUCUUGGGGGUUUGCUCAACAAAAGAUUCACAAAACAGAGUCAAAAUUAAAUGAGGGCCUAAAUGUAAUACCAAGUUUUAUUGUAUGUCUACUUUUCAUUUUACAAUCACCUUUCCUUAUCUCUGUAUAUGAAAGAGAAAAGUAGUAUUAGUUAAGAGUUGAAACUCGGUAUGAUUACGUAGACAUAUGAUCAAAGUAAGUCACACACCACCAACAGGCUAUGAGAGAGCAAAGAAACAAAUUAUAACCUAUAUUUAUAGCAAUGGUACUCAUACCUCAGAUAAUUAUCAGUCAUGUACAUUUCUGUUGAGGCAUCAAUGAAUAUAUAUUAUUGUAUUUCUCUUUGGAAAGUAAAACAAUAUCAACAGUGUAAGCUGGGGAGGAGAGCCAGUAAGAUAUACAUAUUCCAGCUCUUUCUAAACCAUCAGUUGAUUGCAGUUAAUGAAAUAUUAUGUAUAUAUAUUUUUUUUUUGGCAGACAUGAAUUGUCAGAAUGGAAAACAUAUAUAGCAGUCUGCAUCUUGUCAGUCAUAUAGAUGAAAUUCACUUGGCUAUGAGACAUCAUUAAAUCCUAUAUGUGUAGUUUACGAUUUUAUAGUCUAAUCUGAAUAUAAAAACACAUAUAUAUAUAUAUAUAUAUAUAUAUAUAUAUAUAUAUAUAUAUAUAUAUAUAUAUAUAUAUGUAUAUAUAUUAUAUAUAUAUAUAUAUAUAUAUAUAUAUAUAUAUAUAUAUAUAUAUAUAUAUAUAUAUUACACAAUGAGCUUAAGUAAAUAAAAAAAAAAUGUUCCGUUUAAGGAAUGAAAGCAAGUUGCAGGCUGUAUGUUUAGUGUUCUGAAAAGGGGAUCUGUGUACAUAGGUUUUAUCAUUCACCUAAAUAGCUCGUAGGUCUUAAUACUCUGGUGAACAUUAUUUUUACAAAUAAAUCUCAUAAGACAACAAGAGUUUUUAAAAGAGAGAGAGAGAGAUAAAGAAAAGUAUUGUCAAGUGCACUGUGAUUUCCCUGUGUCUGCAAAUCUGUAAAAAAAAAAAAAAAAAAAAAAAGACAAUCUCCUUUGGCAAAGAAUUAUUUCCGCUGAUUAUCUUCGAAAAAGAAGAAAAAAUCUCAAGAUGUAUAUGGUAUCAUAUAUUCUUCUGUGUUUGAACCAUUCCAAUUUAUUAUUUCCUGUGACAUGGUGAUUUAAUAAUAUCACUAUUCUUAUAGACAAAUUUAAAGACUUUUGUAGUUGUCGAUCUUCACAAAUAUAGCAAUAAUGCAGUUGAAGGUUUGCAUGUAGCAAGAAUAAACCUUUUUAUUUAUAGUAGGAAACAGGAUGUCCCAAAAUCAGUGUUUGCAUUAAUCUUCAUAGUGUGGGAUGCAUGUUCAGACCUAUUUAUAUUCACAAUUUUCUAAUAAAAUCCACAGAAUAUCA
Molecule: messenger RNA, 4744 nt
Organism: Penaeus monodon (black tiger shrimp)
Lineage: Eukaryota; Metazoa; Arthropoda; Malacostraca; Decapoda; Penaeidae
Product: retinitis pigmentosa 1-like 1 protein
Exons: 3
Coding region: 119-3241 (1040 amino acids)
Source: RefSeq, a predicted model, not a curated record